AUGGACCAGCUAUGCAGCGAGUUGCUGGCACCUGCCAACGCUACGGCCGACAGCAAGGACCCCACCAAGCUGCGCUAUGGCUGCGGCGCGGCAACCGCUGCACAGAUCAACCGAGUGUCCAGUGACCUGGCAGCCCUUGAGCCCAAGGUCACCGCCGCCGCCGCCCAGGCCAGCUCUUUGCAGGCCACCUUCGUCCAAGGAAGCAACCAGACAGCCGCGCUGCGCGCUCAGGUGGAUGAGCUCAAAGCAACUAUUGCGGCACUCACCGCCGCCGUACAAAAGCUGCAAGCAAACGCGGCCAACGCCACGGUCCCGGGCACCAUCACUCAGCAGCUCGCAGCCCUCACAGCGGCCGACAUGCGCACCGCCCAGCAGCUGGCCCUGCUGGAGGCGGCAAACCAGACUGUGGCCCGCGACAUUACGGCGCUUAAGUCUGCGCCGCAGCAGUGCUUCUGCGGCCUGGAGCUCUCAGCCGUCAACACCACCCUGGCCGCCAUCAUAGCAGCCCAGGCGGCGGAUGCCACGUCAGUGUCCCUGGCCAACGCCACAGUGGCGUCCCUGAAGGCGACAGUCACUGCAAGCGCGGCAGACAUCGCUUCGGUCAACACAACCCUCACCGCCCUGGCAGCCAAUGUGGCCAAUGUGUCUGCCAUCGACUUCAGUGUCUACGCAAAAACCGCUGACUUGGCCAACAUCAACGCAGCCUGA
Messenger RNA from Monoraphidium neglectum, 708 nucleotides. RefSeq lists its product as hypothetical. Bases 1 to 708 code for a protein of 235 amino acids. The transcript has 3 exons. NCBI's taxonomy places the organism in Eukaryota, Viridiplantae, Chlorophyta, Chlorophyceae, Sphaeropleales, Selenastraceae. The record is from RefSeq and is a predicted model, not a curated record.